UUCUCUGCGAAAACGGCACCGUUUCGGGGAGUAGUUAUUCGAAGAGGGAGACGAUUAGGGCGGAGACGAGGAAUCUGAUCACUCGACUCCAGAUCGGGACCACUGAGUCGAAGAACUCAGUGAUGGACUCGCUCCUACGGCUCUUGCAGUAAGAAGAUAAGAACGUGUUGAUUGCGGUGGCGUAGGAAACUUCAAAGACAUGGAGCAGAACGAAGCUGGCAUCCAAGCUCCCGUCCUUUGCGUCAACAACUGCGGGUUCUUUGGAAUCGUAGCUACCAUGAACAUGUGUUCUAAAUGCUACAAGGAUACAGUCUUGAAGCAAGAGCAGGCUAGGCUCGCCGCUUCAUCCAUCGAGAGUAUCAUGAACGGCAGUGGGAAGUCUAUCGAUGUUGUCGUAGUAAGCUCCCACGACGGUUCUGCAGAGUCCAGCGCAGUAACCGCCCAAGACUCUCGCACACAACCCGAGAACAAUGGUGGUGAGAACACGAAGGACGGCCCGAAGAGGUGCAGCGCCUGCAGGAAGCGAGUGGGGCUAACGGGUUUUAGCUGUCGGUGCGGGAAUCUCUUCUGCGCGGUUCAUCGCUACUUUGACAAACACGAAUGCCAGUUCGAUUAUCAGAAGGCAGCUCAGGAUUCCAUAUCCAAAGCCAACCCGAUUGUUAAGGCUAAAAAGCUCGACAAAAUCUAGGGAGGGGGGAUGAAAGAGAGGUCUGAUAUGGCAUCUAUUCAAGAAAUCAAGGUUUUCAAUUUCUUGUUAUCAGUUUAGGCAGAGGAGGAAUUUCAUCUUUGCUACAGAUUUGUCAAAUCGGCGCCGCCCAAUUGCCAGGAAUGGUUAUUCCGGCACCAUGCCUGCUCAGGAGAACGGAUGUUUAUUCGAAAAAAAAAAUGAAAAUUGCCAAGUAAUCAGCCAUGUCAGCGCCCUGUCAGCAAACAACCGGAAACAAUGGGUAGAAACUGGCUAGUAGGUAAAUUUGGAUGGAUUUUCGCUGUUUAGGGAUGUAAUUGCACUUUUUUUUGGUCGGGU
Messenger RNA from Ipomoea triloba (trilobed morning glory), 1024 nucleotides. Its product is annotated as zinc finger A20 and AN1 domain-containing stress-associated protein 4-like. Lineage: Eukaryota; Viridiplantae; Streptophyta; Magnoliopsida; Solanales; Convolvulaceae. Bases 200 to 688 code for a protein of 162 amino acids. The transcript is spliced from 2 exons. The record is from RefSeq and is a predicted model, not a curated record. Gene Ontology annotation, molecular function: zinc ion binding; DNA binding.